This is a messenger RNA of Puma concolor (puma), 981 nucleotides long. RefSeq names its product homeobox D1 (gene HOXD1). Gene Ontology annotation, cellular component: nucleus. Gene Ontology annotation, molecular function: RNA polymerase II cis-regulatory region sequence-specific DNA binding; DNA-binding transcription factor activity, RNA polymerase II-specific. NCBI's taxonomy places the organism in Eukaryota, Metazoa, Chordata, Mammalia, Carnivora, Felidae. Gene Ontology annotation, biological process: regulation of transcription by RNA polymerase II. The record is from RefSeq and is a predicted model, not a curated record.
AUGAGCUCCUACCUGGAGUACGUGUCGUGCGGCAGCGGCGGGGGCGGCGGCGAGGCGCUCAGCUUCGCGCCCAAGUUCUGCCGCGCCGACGCCCGGCCCGUGGCCCUGCAGCCCGCCUUCCCCUUGGGCAGCGGCGACGGCGCCUUCGUCAGCUGCCUGCCCCUGGCCGCCGCCCGACCUGCGCCUUUGCCCCCGGCCACCCCCGCGCCACCCCCCGCGCCGCCCUCGGCCGCGCCCUCCUACGCGCCGUGCACCCUGGAGGGCGCCUACGAGCCGGGGGCCGCACCUGCCGCGGCAGGGGGCGCGGACUAUGGCUUCCUGGGGCCGGGGCCGGCGUACGACUUCCCGUGCGCGCUCGGGCGGCCGGCCGACGACGGCGGGGCGCACGUCCACUACGCCACCUCAGCCGUCUUCUCGGGCAGUGGCUCCUUUCUCCUCAGCGGCCAGGUGGAUUACGCGGCUUUCGGCGAGCCCGGCCCCUUGCCGGAGUGUCUGAAAGAGCCAGCCGACGGCCACCCUGGGACCUUCCAGACCGCGUCCCCGGCCCCUGGCGCCUACCCCAAGUCUGCGUCGCCGGCCUCCGGCCUCCCCGCCGCCUUCAGCACCUUCGAGUGGAUGAAAGUGAAGAGGAACGCCCCUAAGAAAAGCAAACUCGCCGAGUAUGGAGCCGCUAGCCCCUCCAGCGCGAUCCGCACGAAUUUCAGCACCAAGCAACUGACAGAACUGGAGAAGGAGUUUCAUUUCAAUAAGUACUUAACUCGAGCCCGACGCAUCGAGAUAGCCAACUCCUUGCAGCUGAAUGAUACGCAAGUCAAAAUCUGGUUCCAGAACCGCAGGAUGAAACAGAAGAAAAGAGAACGAGAAGGGCUUCUCCCCUCGGCCACCCCUGUGGCUUCCCUCCAACUCCCCGUCUCAGGAACGAGCACCACCAAGUCUGACAAGAGCCCAGGGAGCCCUUCUCAGGCCCAAGAGCCGUCAUGA